Messenger RNA from Wallemia ichthyophaga EXF-994, 1155 nucleotides. RefSeq names its product Tetracycline resistance protein from transposon. Lineage: Eukaryota; Fungi; Basidiomycota; Wallemiomycetes; Wallemiales; Wallemiaceae. Gene Ontology annotation, molecular function: FAD binding. Bases 1 to 1155 code for a protein of 384 amino acids. The record is from RefSeq and is a predicted model, not a curated record. The transcript has a single exon.
AUGACCAAGAAAUUAGCAAUCAUCGGAGCCGGCCCCGCAGGACUCUGUUUAGCGAACACCCUCAUCCAGCACACUGACUUAGACGUGCAGGUGUUUGAGAGAGAUGCGCACAUCAAUGCUAAGCCGCAAGGGGGUAGUUUAGAUGUGCACGUGGAGGCGCAAGAGGCGCUGAGAGCGGCGGGGGUGUAUGAGCAGUUUGCCCUGCACGCGAGGUGUGGUGACCAAGAGGACGUUAUAUUAGACAAGCACGCCUCUAAGCAUGUGCAUAUGAGGGCCGAAAGCGGAUACAAGAAUGAAAAUGAGAAUAACAAUAAGAAUAAGCCGGAGAUAGACAGAACUGCACUGAGACAUUUUCUCUGCGACGCCCUCCCAGAAGGCGUAAUCAGGUGGGAUACCAAAGUGGACAAGGUGGAGCAAGCCACUCAAGGUAGCCCAGCCACCAUCCACUUUGACGGUAACAAACACUCAUUCGACCUGGUCGUCGGCGCGGAUGGUGCGUGGUCCAAGGUCAGACCACUCCUGCACACCAUCCCUCCCUUCUACUCCGGUGUCAGUUGUUAUGAAGGCAACUUAAGGGACGCGAGUGUGAAACAGGCACAAGAGGAUUUCUCCGAUGUCUUCUGCAACGGCACCACAUUCAUCCUCGCGGAGACAGACGGGCUUAUGGUGAUACAGAAAAACAGCGGAGACUGCUACAAAGUGUAUGUGUACAAAUCCAAGCCGGAGGCGUGGGCGAGGGAGGCGGGCAUUGAGGAGCCGAGUGCACUGCGCGCUGCGAUGCUCGAUGACAUCAAAGACUGGUCGCCUAAGCUCCAUGGCGUCGUCAGAGCACUUAAUAUUGAUAUUUUCAAGAGAGCAAUGUAUAUGCUGCCAUCGGGAAUAAUGUGGGAGUCGAAACCUUCAAUCACAGUGGUGGGCGACGCAGCAAGUUUGCAGACACCUUUUGCUGGACAGGGCGUCAAUUUGGCUCUCAUUCAAGCGCACAAACUGGCUCAGUCGCUUGUCUCACAUAAAGAAAACCAGCUACUCGCCGUUCAAGAUUAUGAGAAGUGGAUGCACGACGAAGCUAAUAGCAAAAUGACGCUUACGUGGACCAAUCUUCAAAUGUUCAUGAACAAGGGCGCAAUUGCAAAGCUGAAACAGUUUGUUGCUUAA